CUUUGGCUGUCCGGGCAUGCUGGGAGUUGUAGUUUUGCAACGCAUCCUCGUUGGGAAGCACUGCAGCGGAACGCAACCCCCUGAAGCCUAACAGGAGCCAGGUGAUUGACAGCCCCGGGGCCCCGCCCACCAGACCGCCUCCUUUUCUCCCCGCUAUGUGAGAGGCUGCUGGCAGUGCCCGUGUAGUCUGUGCCCUCCCCCUCGCGGAAGUCGUGGCAGCAUGGCGGAGGCCAGCAGUAACGCAGAAGAUAUCAAAGACUGCAUCUUGGAAUCCCUUAUAUUGCCAGAAAGUCUCAGUACUGACUCUAACCAAGUGGAAAAUGCUUUGCUGCCUUGUAUGUUUUGUGGACAGUCAUACAGAGAGGAAGAGAAGGAUGGACUUCUCAAACACAUGAUUAUUGAUCAUAAACUGGUCAUUGCUGAUGUCAAAUUAAUAGCAAAUUUCAGAAGGUAUAUUCUAUACUGGAAAAAAAGAUUUACAGAGCAAUCAGUCGCAGAUUUUUGUUCAGUAAUAAGAACCAAUUCUCAAGCACCAGAAGACCAGCAAGAAAACUACUUUUUGUUGUGUGAUGUUUUGCCAGAAGACCGGAUUCUAAGGGAAGAACUUCAGCAAGAAAGAUUGAAAAAGAUUUUGGAGCAGCAGCAACGUGAAAGAUCAGACACAGCUUUUCAGAGAUUGUGCAUGUUUUGCAAUGAAGAAUUUAAAGGAAACAGAUCAGUUUUGUUCAAUCACAUGAACGAGGAGCACUCUUUUAAUGUUGGACUGUCAGAUAAUAUUGUGUACUGUAAUGAAUAUCUGGACACUUUACAGGAGAAGAUUGACCGGUUGCAAUGUUUGUAUUGUGAAAAAACCUUCAGAGACCAAAAUACAUUAAAGGAUCACAUGAGAAAAAAGCAACAUCGCAAAGUCAAUCCCAGGAACCAUGAAUAUGACCGCUUUUACAUAAUAAACUAUUUGGAAUUAGGGAAGAGUUGGGAGGAGGUACAAUCUGAAGAUGAUCGUGAAUUGUUGGACAGCAAUGAUGAUGAUUGGUCUGACUGGGAAGAGCACCCUGUGUCUGCAUUUUGUCUGUUUUGUGAUAAACAUGCGGACACAACUGAGAAACUUCUCUUUCACAUGAAGGACUGUCACCACUUUGAUCUUCACAAAAUAAAAACAGACUUGGGACUGAAGUUUUAUCAGCAAGUCAAAUUAGUGAAUUUUAUUAGAAGGCAAAUCCACCAGUGUCGAUGUCAUGGCUGUCAGGAGAAGUUUCAGUCAAAAACAGAAUUAAUAGCACACAUGGAAAAAGACAACCAUAUAGGCAUUCUUCCCGAGAGAUCAUUGUGGGAUCAACCUCAGUACUACUUUCCUACCUAUGAAAACGAUUCUCUCCUGUGCACUUUAUCUGACAGUGAGGAGGAGUUAAGCGCACAAGACCAGAAUGAAGAGAUCCCAGUUAUUGGGGAAGAUCUCACAAGCCUUGAAGCAUUAAAGAAAAGCAGCAUUUUAAACCAACUUGUACGUGACAUGACCUAAUAUGGAGUAUAUGAAAUUCUCAUAUUCCUGAUAUCUGGAUAUUAAGGAUUAUAGUAAUACACAAUGUAACAAAAAGACAUUUCAGGUGUUCUACAUCAUAUAGAUUUUUCUUUAUUUCAUAUUUCACGUGCUCCUGUAUAAUAAAAGCUGCAUGCUGUGUA
Molecule: messenger RNA, 1680 nt
Organism: Hyla sarda
Lineage: Eukaryota; Metazoa; Chordata; Amphibia; Anura; Hylidae
Gene: ZNF277
Product: zinc finger protein 277
Exons: 12
Coding region: 221-1519 (432 amino acids)
Source: RefSeq, a predicted model, not a curated record